Molecule: messenger RNA, 7619 nt
Organism: Gigantopelta aegis
Lineage: Eukaryota; Metazoa; Mollusca; Gastropoda; Neomphalida; Peltospiridae
Product: trichohyalin-like
Exons: 22
Coding region: 196-4287 (1363 amino acids)
Source: RefSeq, a predicted model, not a curated record
ACUUUCGCGAGGUGAAAUGUACACCCUGUUACUGUUAGUGGUCGGUUGUUAUGGGCGAGGUGUUGAGUAUCCGUGAAGAUCGCCGAAAGAGUGGAAAUUAAACGGGAAAGAUUUGUAACGUUGUAAAAUGCGCGAGUGACACGCAAAGCUUGUUUUCAAGUUGUCGGAUUAGAUCCCGCGUGUGUGCGAAACGUCAUGCUGAGUUCGCUGGCACGGGGGUGCGGGUCGUGGACGGCCGAUUUCGAUCUGUAUUCGGAAAAGGAACAAACGAUUGACUAUUUACCUGUUCUUGGAUACCCAGAACAUCAUCGUCAUGGCAUCACCAUCCCACCACAUGCCCGGUCUGCAACUCCGUCAUUGUGCACAGAGAAAACAGAAGGGAAACGUGAUUUACCUAAAACAUACAUCACGCGAAAAGGGGCUCUCUUGUUGUUUUCGGCACCAGAUGAUGAUCCAAAGAAAGUGACGUCAAGGUCACCAAGGUCUAUUAAACGAACGAAAACAAGAGAAAUGAUCGAUUUAAGUUUAAAAUUGGGAACACUGGAGCGACUGUCACUGUCUGUACUGCAAUAUGGAGAAGAGGACUACGACCGAGACUCGACGAGUAUUUCUGAUAAAAACAACCAGCUCUUUAUGAAGUUUCUACGCAAGACUCAGACUGAAGACAUUCACUCUCAACCGGGCGGUGACCUCCGGUUCUACCUCCGUGACCUCAAAUCGAGGGCCAGUGGUCGGUUUUAUGGAUCUAAUGAGUCAUGGAGUCCAAAAUCUCAGGAAUUACGGGACAUUUUGCGAGAAUUGGAAGAGGUGUGGCAGAGUUUGGGGAAACCUGGAACGAAGGAGGUCUCUUCAGAAAGUGUGAGGUCAGGUUCGCGACAGAGAGUGUUGUCCAGUAAGAAGCUAACAGAUUCACUGAAGUCAGGGACAUACCUCGGUCGACCUUUCUCUGCAGUCUCGAGUGCGUCUCAAACGGACGUCGAGGAGAUCCCGGCUAACCUGUCAGACAUCGGGUCGCGCCCAAGUUCACGGUCCCGCCCGAGUUCGCAGUCUCACUCCCGGUCCACACACUCCAGGUCGGGGGUGUGGGUGAAGGCGGGCUCCAUCAGCGAUACCACAACACCACCCAUGACCACAGCCUCACAGAAACACGGGAGCGAAAGAUCACGCAGCGCCAAAUCAACUCGGAGUCGAGGCAACACUUCACCAUUCAUUGAGGAUGACAGCACAAGUGCCGACCAAACAGCAGGUGAAGAAGACAGCUGGGUGCAGAGUGUCCACGUUGCUGUAGAUGUUAAAGCUGGAUCGCGUAGAAGCAGUGUAUCGAAAGAGGAAGUCUCAUCAGGUGCCACACAUCCAUUAAAACCACAGUACAUGGGAACACUUGAUGAUUUACUUGAUGACACAUUAUCGGGGACCAAUCAGUUAAGUGUUUCUGACAACGAGCAAUUUAGUACAACGGAAAACGAAUUGUCAAUAGACGACCAAACAUGGCUGCAGAAAAUGUACCGUGCCCGAGAGUUCUCUCCCCUUUCCACUCCAUCUUCACUAUCAAGAUCCCUGUCACCACCGAUUUGCCAAACGUUCAUACGGGACGCAGUUCACAAGAUUGCUGAUGAAACCAUUGAUGGAGACCGAUCUUUACUUUCUGAAACACAGCAAGAGCAGACUCGUGUCUCUGGCCAAGCUUCCAUCUUAGAUGAUAAAGAUACAUCUGAACUGGAUGACCAGGGAAGGAUAACAGAGUUAGACCAGCAAGAUUCACUAUCCAAAUCAGAAUCUAUUCCGGAAGACAAAUCACAAGCUGCCAAAUCAGAAUCUAUUCUAGAUGAUGGAUCACAAGCUGCCAAAUCAGAGUCUAUUCCAGAUGACAGAUCACAAGCUGCCAAAUCAGAGUCUAUACCAGAUGAUGGAUCACAAGCUGCCAAAUCAGACCAAGACAAAGCAGCAGAGAGUGGCAUGGAGGAAGGAUUAGUCGAGUCUGAGGUAUGUGGUGACUCUCAAGAUCUCCGCGAGGAGCUUCAGGAGGAAGAAAAGGAUGAAGGACUCGGAUAUGAUGACCUGGAGAGGAAGAAAGCAGACAGUACCAAAUCUGAGAUCCUUGAAGAACCGUCUGAAGAAGGAUCUCCACAGGUCUCUGAUGGCAUUGGCACAGAACAAGGAUAUCCACAGUUUUCUGAUGGGCUUAGCAUUGAACAAGGAUAUCCACAGGUCUCUGAUCGACUUGGCACCGAACAAAAGACUGCAGUGUCUGAAUAUGCUUAUAAAAAACUGGAUGACCUUGGGCCAAUAUCGGAGGAAGAUGAAAGCACAGUGCCUCAGACAUUGGUGGAGAAAGAUGCUGAUUCGUUAUCCAAAGAAAGGAAAAUGAAAACGCCAACGUCAGAACUUGAGCAGGAUGUUUCUGUUCCAGUUACUGAUGAUAAGCAAAAGGUGAAGAAUGACAGGAAGGCAUUACCUCAAAAGAAGAUGGAUGAACCGGUUGUAAAGAAGAGAGUAUCUAUUGCUGAAACGGAUAAAUCGAAGCCUCUUUCACCCAAACAAAGAGAAACAACUGCGUCACACAAGGCACAAGAGCAGCAAAACGAAGUCAAAGUAUUGGAACCAAAACCGCCAGUAAGCAAGAGCCAUGGACAAAAGAGUCCUCCUCCAAGGGGAGGUAAAUUUGACAGAAAGCCUGAAGUCAAACCAAGGACUGGUGUCAAGUCUUUUGUGAAAGCUCUUGACAUCUCUUCUGUUCAGCACGAUGAGGACACAGGACAGAAGUCUCCUAAAGCUGACCUGAAACCUGAAAAGCCGCACCAUCCGAAGAAGCCUCCUGCGCGUCACGUGGAGACCAAGUCAGACAAGACUAAAGCUGAUGUGCUGCCAGAACAUAUGGCCGAUGUCAUACACAGACGAAGUGCAUCAGAAUCGACUCAGGAGCUAGAAGAAGAAAUACGCAGAAUGCAGGAAGUAAUAAGUGGAGCCCUGACCGACCCGACACAGGAGACAGAAUGUGGCGAGGGUCUGUCUAAAGAAGAGUUACUGCUGGCUGAGGAAGCACUGCAGGAGAGAAUGAAAGAUGCCAAAGAAUGUAUGGAGAAUGUGAUAACGAAAAAGCAACCCCAGAAGCCUGAGAAGACGAAGAUGAAGCAAGUGUCGGGAAAGAGGGGGCGGAGGAAGGCGGCCCAGCCCACAGAAGACGAGAAGAGAGACAUACGCAAAGAAAGGGAGGCAAUCAAGGAGAGACAGCGAAUGGAGAAGCUGAGACGUCUGGAGGAGGCCCUUCAGCUUCAGGAAAAGAUUGCCAGCAAGGAGGUAGAACGAAGAAACAAGGAAGAGGAAACCAUGAGAAAAGCUCAGGAAAUCCAAGAACAAAUGGAAGCACUUGAGCAGGAAGCUGCCGAGAUCCGCCAAGCCGAAGAAGAUGCUCAUGAACAGUUACAGCUAGCGCGUCGGGCGGAUCGCGAGGAGAGGGAGCGGAGGAGGAAGGAAGACCUCGAGAGGAAGAAGCAGCGGGCUAUGGCACGGCGUGAGAAACAGAAGGCCAUGAUGGCGGAGGCGCGCCGGAAGGAACAGGAGAUGUUGAUGCAGAUCACCGACUCAGAAAUGAAGUUGCAGCUGGAGGAGGAAGACAUGGUCAAGAUGGAGGAGGAGGAGAUGAUGAUGCAGGAUGUGUUCGAGGAAGAAUUACGACAAGCCCAGCUCGCGGCAGAAGAAGAAGAACAGCGAAUGAGAGAACUUGAGAAAGAGGCCGAGGAAGAAGCGAUGCGUCGACUCGUGGACGAAAGAGAGAGGGCUGAGCGAGAGAAAUGGGCAUUGGCAGAGCAACAGCGCCAGUUGGAAGAAGAAUCGAGAAGAAAACAAGAGUUGUUGCUUGAAGAAGAGAGGAGACUGGAACAAGAGAGAAGGAGAAAGUUGGAAGAAGAAGAAAUUAUGAGAGCAGAAGAAAGGAAGAGAUUGAUAGAGCUACAAAGAAUGGAGGCUGAAGCGCGUGAAAACAUGAAGCAAGAGAUUGAGCGCCGACGUGAAUGGGUGCUAAUGCGGAGAGAGAAAAACAUGGAGCGACGGUCACACCUGGACAAGAUCCGACACGGCCAGGGAAUUACCAAACCCUGGGUGUUCUCCUACUUCAUCAAGUGGCCACGUGAGAACUACAACAAACGAAUGGGUGAAGAUCCUAAGAAGAAGCCAGGAUUCCGUCAGAAGCCUAAGGCACUCGUUGAUGAGACAGGGGCAUCAGUUGCCGCAGGGGAGUCGGCUACCACAGUGGAGUCAGCUACCACAGUCGACGUUUCAGUCAAAUAAAACAAUUUGAUGAUGCACAAAGCAGUUAUAUUUACAGCUAAACAUUUAUGAAGUGUCAGGGGUGAAAUAAAGUUAAUUUGUUGUAUGUACAUGAUGUAAUCAUAGUGAAUAUGUAAUACACGUGUUUGGAAAAGCAAACAUGUUGCACUGUUAAGUAAAUUUUUUAUUACUCAUGGAGAGAAGAGGACUUAGGAAGUUUAGGGAUACGUUCCGUCUUCGUUUUAUAUUAGUAGUACUUUACCAGUCUGGGAUAGAAAUAUGUAGAAUGUUUCGUUAGUCUACUGGACAAGUACAUCGAUAAUCUACUCUGCCAGUAUCUUUUUUUUUCUCUCCAAAUAAAGUAGACGGAGGUACAUGUUGCUUGUCUGAGCAGAUUUUCACAUGUUAGGAACUAAUGGACUAAUGUUUAUUUGAACACUGACAGUAGAUAAUGGACAAUGGAAUGUAAUUUGGUUUAAAGCAUUAUCUUAAAUCAAAUGAUGCCCCCCCCCCCCCCCCAAAAAAAAAAACCUAAAUUAUUUCGUCUCUAUAUAAACCCACUCCCACCCUUUUAAAAAAAACAGCUAAAUAUUAUUUAACAAAAAAAUCAAAAUAAAUUAUUGAUCUCUACACUCCCCAUUAAAAAGGACGAAAUAUUAUUUAUUAAAAAAAACCCCUAAAUUAUUUCAUCUCUACAUGAAGAAAAUGACUAAAGAUUAAUUAUUAUUGGCAUCGGUGUUUGACAUGAAACUCACAUGUGUUAACAGUCAUUGCAAGAUGGUCUGAAACAGUUAUAAAUGAUCAUACAUCUCUGCCCAGCAUUUGGAACAAGCACUUGUCUGCUCUAAAACAAGUGAAAAUCUGCUCAGCAAAGGUAAACUUUCUUGACAAGUAAAUAUUUUAGCUGAUAAGUAGAUUUAUAGUCUAGUGAAAAUAUUCUGCUUAUUUAUGUCAUCUGUCAGUAUCUGACUACAGGGUCAAGCUGUCAGUAUCUGACUACAGGGUCAAGCUGUCAGUAUCUGACUACAGGGUCAAGCUGUCAGUAUCUGACUACAGGGUCAAGCUGUCAGUAUCUGACUACAGGGUCAAGCUGUCAGUAUCUGACUACAGGGUCAAGUGCAUUUGUACUAAGCUUUAUGAUCAUCUAAUCGGUACAUUUAUGUGCAAAGAUGGAUUUUUUCUUCAUAAAAUUUCAUCAGUUUUCCGAUAUUGUUUUUAAUAAAAUCCCUAAAAUUAAAAAAGAAAGAAAAGAAGACUAAAUAGAGAUUAUAUAAAUAGCAAAAUCUUCUUACAAGAUAAAGAAUCAUUUCUUCUUCUUUGGUAUCUGUCAAUUUCGAGAUUCCUAAAUAGUCCUAGCAUUAUGAUUAUCAUAAUAUUUACAUGUAUGUGGAUUCAUUAGCAUCAUAGGACCAUGGAUUAUGUUGCAGAUAUUGAGAUGUUCCCAAAAUGUUAUGGGAUUAUUGAGAAAUUAUGAAUGUCAGCUAGCUCUACUGAAUAGAAAUACUACCAUACAUGUAUAGCUUUGUUCUUUAAGAAUGUUGAUAGGCCAAACAUUAUGUAUUAUACAGUGAAACCUCUCAAAACCGGACCCUCCGUAAACCGGAAUUCCCUCAAAACUGGACGUUUAUCGAAGCGCCGUUUUAGAUGUCUGUACAGAAGAGAACCUCUCUAAACCAGAUACCUCUUAUAACCAGACUUUUUACUUGCUUGAUAGGGUGUCCAGUUUCGAGGAGUUUCACUGGAUUUAAUUUUAUAGUCGCCUACCUAAAUGUAUUUUUUAACUGUUUCCUUUGCCAAAUAUAUGUCUGUGAUAUUUAAAAAAUAUAUUUAGUAUUAUAUAUUAACAUUGAUUUAUUAGCACGUAAUUAGGUAUUACACAGGAAUGUGAUUUUCUAGCUGGGUUUUUUUUCUCUAAUUUCAAGGUUUUUUGGCAUAAAAUAAUGUUUAUACAUGUAUAAUUAAAACUGGAUUAGAUUGAAAUGGCGAAAAAUAACCUACUAUAAUUAUGCUAUAGAAAAUUCAGAGCACAUUUUGAAUGAUUUUAUUUUAUAGCUUUUAUUUUUAAUUAAGUAUUACAUACCUGGGCAUGUUUUAUAUUAAUUUAUAUAAGAUGAGGGAAGGUGAAUCAAGGAUUUUAAUACUUUCUCUCUUUUUUUGGUUAAAAUUGCCAGUAUGUACUUUUUUCUAUCAUCUAUUAUACAUAAGCAUUUAUGGCUUUGAGCAUAAUAUAUAUAUACUGCAAUAUACUGUACUUUUUAUUGUUAUAUUUUUAUACUGUCUGUUGUUAAGUUGUUAGUGUAAUCUUCUUGCUGCAAUAGUGUUUUGUUAUUAUUUUUAAUUUGCUUCACACUGUUUUAUGGUAUUUCAUAGUGUCGCAUAGGGAAAAUAAGUUAUUUGUGAAAAAAUAUUUUAACAUUAAGUGCCAACAUCAGGGGCCUAAUUCACUAAACUCUUGCAACUUUGUGAUCUCGCAAUGCAAUGCUAAAAGACUUACAAAGAGGAUGCUUUGUUGUCUAGCAAAGCCUAAGAGAUCUUUAUGAAUUGGGCCCCAGGUCUACUUGUAGCAAAUGUUUCCAUUGAACUUUAAGCAGUUACUGUCAAACUUCAAUGGGCAAAAUUAAUUAAGGUAAUUACGAUCAGGUGCAGAAGAUAAGGUGCACUGAACUGAAACUACCAAGUAUUUUUUGUAAGGUCAUCUUAAAAUAAUUAUUGUAAUGCACGUCAAUAUGUAUAUAAAGGUUUUUUCAUGAUUCCACCAUUUUAAAAAAAAAAUUGAGAAAAAUUAUGUUUUAAACAAAAGAUGUACAUGUUAAAGGUAUGGUUGCAUACCAUUUGACCUACUAAAGGCAGAGCGAUUUGAAAUGUGCAUCAUUUGUACAUUCCUCAUUUACCCUUUCACUCCUAGUUUUUAUAUAGCCCGAGCUGAAGGCUCAAUAUAUUUUCAGGUAAUGUUUGAUUGGGUCAUUAUUUGUGCAACCCUGCUUUUAAGUAUGUGCUUCUUUACCUCUUUAAUUGGAAUCAUCAAGUUUUCAAAUGUAAGAAUUAUGUAUAAAAUUACAUUAGAUCUUCAAUCUUUCAUUUAAUGUCGAUCAUGAAAAUUUAUUUUCAGGAAUGCAAUGAUUUUCAUUUUUGGAUUUUCAUUCGUGGAGUACUUUAACAUUUUUCAGUAUGUUUCAUGCAUGUUUUUUAUUUUAUUUUAUGAAACAGUCUGUGAUGUGCUUAGUUUUCAGUACCAAAAUAAAAUAUUUAAAAUACAGUAUCAGUUACAAAAUGUCUGCUCACUUUAUAUUGUAUUGUUUAAAUGAACACAUUAUACAUGUAGUUAUAGAAGAUUAAAUUGUUGCUUUACUAAA